Exophiala xenobiotica is the source of this 1774-nucleotide messenger RNA. RefSeq lists its product as uncharacterized. NCBI's taxonomy places the organism in Eukaryota, Fungi, Ascomycota, Eurotiomycetes, Chaetothyriales, Herpotrichiellaceae. Bases 32 to 1609 code for a protein of 525 amino acids. The transcript has 2 exons. Gene Ontology annotation, biological process: protein phosphorylation; mitotic DNA damage checkpoint signaling. The record is from RefSeq and is a predicted model, not a curated record. Gene Ontology annotation, molecular function: protein serine/threonine kinase activity; ATP binding. Gene Ontology annotation, cellular component: nucleus; cytoplasm.
UGAUUCUCUACCAUCUAACAUCCCAUUCAGGAUGGACUUUGUUUUACAAUCUUGGGCAAAAGACAAGAGCGUUCGCGCCCUCCUCCUUCCACUAUCUGACGCUGCACACUAUUCGGUUGUGCUGCCCCAGAACGGAACGCAGGUGGAACAAAUUCGACGCCCGCCACCUCGACCGGCAUCUCCCGCAGCUGACGAUGUCAAGCCCCAACCAGAUAGCGAAGGGCACCUUGGAGCCAUAGCGGAACAAGCUCUCCAAUCGGCAGAGAAGGCUCUGGUCCUCCGCCAGAACAAAUUCCUGGAUUGCUUUUCGUUCGGUUCAGAUCUGGGCAACUAUUUUGUCUUGAAAAGCGAUCCUAAGUCGGAGGAGGAUGUUUGCUAUGUUAACUUGCAUCAUUGCGAGUUCUUUCCUGACCCAGACUUCCCCUACCUAUGGCUGAAGAACUUGUCGACAUCUCAACAGAGCGUUCGAGAAUGGCCAGCCUGGUCUCAGACCCAUCAAAUCUUGUCCGGAGGCAAUGUCCGACUUGAUGCUGGCACAUGGAUCCUGACCCUUGGUCAAGGUCUGCAGUUUCUGUUGCACAUUCCACUCCCGCCGGAUGCGUACCAGCUCGGCACGAGCGUCCUCAAGCCUACCAGGCCCUCAGAUCCACGGAAAGCCGAUCCCAGAGCUCCAACAAACCCUGCCAAAACCGAUGUUCACCUCGACACCAAAAAGCGAGUCAACCCUCCUGCCAAAGACUACACUGGAAUGCCCGAGCACGCUCCGACAUCACUUCAAGAAUCAGCAGAUGAUGUACCGCGGGUUCAAGAUGUGGAAAACUUGAUUGGGGAUACACGCCAUUCCCGGGUUGAGAAGGGCAAUUGGUCAGGGAAAAGAGUUGCAAUCAAAUUCUGUCGACGUCCAGAUAUUCCACUCUCCGCCAAAAUGUGGCAAGCGGAGGUCCUCGCCCUGAAGAUUCUCGGCAAGCAUCAAAAUGUGGUUCAGUUCUUCGAUUCAAAUGCUGACAAGUAUUCCAUAACAAUGGAACUUGUCCCUGGAUUAAGCCUCGAGCACUAUGUCGACCAGAAUCGGACCUCUACUCUUACCGAGACGCAGUCCCUGGACAUCUGGAUUGGUGCCGCACAGGGCUUACAGUGGGUGCAUGAGAAAGGCUUUCUUUACAACGACCUCAAACCUCAAAAUACCAUGUACGACCCGAAAUCCGGUCGAACAGUUUUGAUCGACUUCGGCCUUGCAUCUCCAGAAGCCAUUACGUACUUUGUUGGUGGGGGUACUCCAUGUUAUGUCUGCCCAGAGUAUGUGAAUCGACAACGAUACCAAGUCAGCGACAUCUGGUCUCUGGGUAUAUUGGUGAUGUUUGUUCUCAGAUUGAUAGAGCUUCCCCGUCAAUCUUGGGAUUUGGCGCAAGUGUUUGAUAGGAGUUCGUCUCACCGGCAAAGGAUGAACGCCUGGCAAGACGAAAUCUUGACCAAAGUCAACACCGCGCCCGGCCGUCAUCUGGAACUCCUACGUCGUAUGUUGUGCAAAAUGCCAGACGACCGUAUCCACGUAGACGAGCUUGUGACCUGUCUUCGGGAGGCGCGUCAUUCUCACAAGCUUUUGGCAUAGUAUUUGUCUUCGAGAGGCCCGUCAUUCUCAUAAGAGUUUGGUCUAGUAUUUGUCUUCGACAGGCGCGUCGUUCUCAUAGGUUUUAGUAUAGUAUUGGUUGUUGUCAUUCAAGUCGGUUAGCAAGUUGGGAUUUCCAAAGUUAUUGUUUACUUGUCACUGCCUUAU